AUGUCAUCUGCUACCACUUUCUACGACUUCGAGCCUGUCGACAAAAAGGGCAAGCCCUUCCCCCUUACCGACCUAAAAGGCAAAGUCGUGCUCGUCGUCAACACCGCCUCGAAGUGCGGUUUUACCCCGCAAUUCAAGGGUUUGGAGACCCUCUACCAGGAGCUUAAGGCGCAGUAUCCGGAGGACUUCACCAUCCUGGGCUUCCCCUGCAACCAGUUCGGCAGCCAGGACCCGGGCUCCAACGACGAAAUCCAGAGUUUCUGCCAGCUCAACUACGGCGUCACCUUUCCCGUGCUGGGCAAGCUGGACGUCAACGGCGACAAGGCCCACCCCGUGUGGACGUGGAUGAAGCAGGAGCAGCCGGGCCUGCUGGGCCUGAAGCGCAUCAAGUGGAACUUUGAGAAGUUCUUGAUCUCGGCGGAUGGCAAGGUUGUCGGCCGCUGGGCGAGUCUGACCAAGCCCGAGUCGCUGAAGGAGCCGAUCGUGCAGGAGAUUGAGAAGGCGAGGAAGGAUGGGAAGCUGGCCUCGCAGACCAAGGGUGCUGCUGCUACUGAGGAGGCCCCUACUGCUACUGCGGCCGCGGCGGCUCCCACCCCUGCUGAGGCUUAG
Messenger RNA from Aspergillus saccharolyticus JOP 1030-1, 609 nucleotides. Its product is annotated as glutathione peroxidase. NCBI's taxonomy places the organism in Eukaryota, Fungi, Ascomycota, Eurotiomycetes, Eurotiales, Aspergillaceae. The record is from RefSeq and is a predicted model, not a curated record. The transcript has 2 exons. Gene Ontology annotation, molecular function: glutathione peroxidase activity. The coding region runs from base 1 to 609 and encodes 202 amino acids. Gene Ontology annotation, biological process: response to oxidative stress.